CACACUUUGUUUUUUCCUUGUAAGAUGACAACAUGUUUUGACUGACUGUUGGACAAAAUGGCACAGAAUGAAGAUUUUCUAUAUUUCCACGUGUGGGCCCACCCGUCAUAUAUUUUGGGCGAGUCUGCCCUCCAUUCUUUUUUCCUCUGGUUCGAUCGACUCCUUCGGUACAGAAUUGCCCGAUCCAAAUCACAGGCACCCACUGAGAGUGCAGUAGAGAGAGAGAGGGAGCAGCGCAGCCGCAUGGCGACGCUGCCACAGCGGUUCAAGCUGCUGGCGACGCGGUGCGCGGCGGGGGCGCCCAGCCCAUCGCGCAGCCCCGCGCCGUCGUACGCCACCAGCCCCGGGUACCGCCUCCGGCGCCGCCGCGGGUCGCGCCUGCGCCGCUUCCUCUGCCGCCGCGUCGGCGGCGGGCUGCCGGAGCCCGCGGGGCGCCGGGAGGAGGACAAGAAGCCGCUGGUGGGCCGCGGGAGCCGCACGCUGAGGGAUCUGUUCGUCGCGUCGCCGGAGGCGGGGCGCACCCGCCGCGGAUGCAGCUGCGACGCCGACAGCGACGACGACGAGGAGGAGGCAGGGCCCGCCGGCUCCGGCGGCGCGUCGGGGGCGGCGAGCGGCGGGGGCGCGAGGAGGUUCCGGCCCGCCGGCGGGGGCCUGCGGAGCCUCCUGAUGCGGCGGAGCUGGCGGCCGGUGCUGGUGGCGAUCCCGGAGAGCGAGGGCAAGAUCGAGCUCGGCGCCAUCGAGGAGUAGAUCAGCGACGGACGGGACAAGAAUUGCAUUCCCCCCGGCCGGCCGGCACGGAUCGGAGCGGGAAUCUGGCGUCGCUUUCCGCCGUCCGUCCUCUUUUUCUUUCUUGAUGAUUGUUUGUCUCUUUUUUCCACCUUUCGUAGGCGUCCCUGUGAAUACGGAAAUAGUACCAGAUUACUGCCACACUGGUAUCCUAAACUGUGAGUGCACAAGAACAAAGGCAGUGUGUGUCCGGUGAUCUUGUCAGUAAUAGGAGCACUGCAGUUAGCUAGACAAA
Molecule: messenger RNA, 1021 nt
Organism: Triticum dicoccoides
Lineage: Eukaryota; Viridiplantae; Streptophyta; Magnoliopsida; Poales; Poaceae
Exons: 1
Coding region: 58-747 (229 amino acids)
Source: RefSeq, a predicted model, not a curated record